ACUUUCCUAUACAUUACUGCAGGCCAAAGGCUGUCUUGAAGUUAGUCUUGAGCUUACACCGUAGGGAUAGCAAGCCGUCCAACUUAAAGAAAAUAGAGGAAGAUUGGUUAAGAACUGAGGCAAAAACAUGCCGUUAAAACUAAUCAUAGUGACGUGUGUGUUAUACCACAGUUCGGUGGCGGAACAUUACAAAACGAAGCCUGAUUUCGUAAAGACUUGCUUCAAGAGUGACCCUGACUUCGACGACUGUUCAAAGACGGCUGUCCAACAACUUUUCAAUGCCUUAGGCCCAGGGCUUCCAGAAAUAGGGUUGGAGCCUCUGGAUCCGUUGAAAAUUCCGAAAAUAAGAAUUUUGCAAGGUGAUGGACCAGUUAACGUCAAUGCUGCACUGGAUAACGUCACUGUGACCGGAUUCGGCCAAACAGAUGUUUUAUUGAGCCAAGUGGAUGGUAAAACAUACGACUUUUAUACUAGAGUAAGAGUCCCAAAUAUCAGGAUAGAGGGCACUUAUGAUCUCAAAGGAAAGAUUUUAUUGAUACCCUUGGUUGGACGCGGACGCUGCUGGUUUGAACCAACGAACAUGACAAUUGACAUUGUCAGCGACGUCAAAACUUACGACAAGGAUGGCUUUGUAUUUUUUAACGUCACGGCUGCACAUGUAAAAUACAACAUUGGCGGUAUGAGUUUGCGGAUGAAUAAUUUAUUUGAUGGCAUUAAAUCUUUAGAGGAUAGUACGAACUCCUAUCUUAACGCUAAUUGGCGGCCAGUAUCUGAAUCUUUACGACCUAUUCUGACCAAGACAAUUGAGGACAUUCUGUUGGAGUUCAUGCAACAUUUAUUUCAUAACCUGCCUGGCAAUUUCAUGAUUGGGGAUGUUAAGAAUAACGUCGUUAACAAAAAACCUGACAAGAAACAUUAAUUUUAAAUAACGGGAUUUGUGCGCGUGUAAAAUAAGUAUGACUGUGUAUGAUUAAAAAAAAUAUAAUUUAUGUAAGUUUAAAUUGACA
Messenger RNA from Cydia amplana, 1007 nucleotides. Its product is annotated as circadian clock-controlled protein daywake-like. The coding region runs from base 128 to 919 and encodes 263 amino acids. The transcript is spliced from 6 exons. NCBI's taxonomy places the organism in Eukaryota, Metazoa, Arthropoda, Insecta, Lepidoptera, Tortricidae. The record is from RefSeq and is a predicted model, not a curated record.